Messenger RNA from Mesorhabditis spiculigera, 1383 nucleotides. The record is from the annotation of a GenBank genome assembly. NCBI's taxonomy places the organism in Eukaryota, Metazoa, Nematoda, Chromadorea, Rhabditida, Rhabditidae.
AUGGAUUUCCUGAAGAAUAAAGAUGCCUCAUUUGCGGCGGCGAAGGCAAUGUUUGAAGCUGCCAAACGACCGGAAGUACGAGCGGCAGCGGUUACGGCAUCGAAAAACCCGAUGGUUAGAAAUGUUGCGAAAUCUGCCGCGCAAGACCCAAAUACCCGGCAAAUGGUGAUGGAGACAUUAAUGCGUCAGCAAGCUGAACAACAAAAUUUGAAUCCAGUCCGACCUGCUCCACCUCCGAAAGUUACCAAUGAACCUCCACCGCCGGUACCGCGACACGGAGUCGCUACAACUUCCGCUCCUCCACCUCCCGCUGCCAAGCCAACACCACCUAAACCCGGCUGGAAAACGGCGAAUACAGACAAUGAACGAGCAGUGACCGACUUUGACCUGGCUCCUGCGCUUCCGGCUUAUAAUUCGACUCCCAAAGCCGCUUCCGGAAACUUCUCAUCAGCCGGCUUCACACCCUCCCAACCUUUCGUGUACCCAAACAUUGUCCAAGAGCUCAACGAUCUACAUUUGCAGAAGACGAACUCACCAAGUCGACCACCACCUCCAGCUUCUUCUACCUAUUCACCUUCUGUGGAAAAGGACCCUCACGCCAUUGUUUUAUACGAUUACACCACAAACCAAUCGGACGAACUCCAAUGCUCCACAGGCGAUAAAGUUUUGCUGAAGCGAGAAGUCGACUCCCAAUGGGUUUACGGAGCAAACCUAACGACGGGUAAACACGGAAUGAUUCCUUAUUCUUUCCUGGACAUCAAAAUUCCAUUGCCAAAUAUGGGAACGACAGCUAAUGUCGUCUCUGCACUUCAUGAUUAUUCUACGGGGUAUGAUGGGGACCUAGAGUUUAUUGCCGGCGAGCGUAUUGAAGUCCUGGAGUGGGUAGAUGACCAGUGGUUGAAGGGGAAGAUUGGAGGGAGGACCGGGAUGUUCCCUGCGAAUUUUGUGGAUACUAGUAACUUGACGAUCUCCAAGCCAGCCUUGAGCCAACCAAGCGCUGAAGCGGCCAUCGGAAGCGCGUCGGUACAGUAUGAUUAUCAAACUGGGGUCGAAGGAGACUUGGCCUGCUAUGCCGGCGAUACGAUCGAAAUUCUCGAGAGGAUGGGCUCCGACUGGGUGAUGGGCCGACUCAACGGCCGUAAGGGAAUGGUGCCGACAAACUUCCUAAACGAGGGCGGCUCGGCUGCUGCGUCGGACUUUGUGGAGCGGGAGAUGACUUUAAUUGCCGAUUAUCCCUCCACGGAGCCGGGCCAUUUGAACCUUUCGAAGGGAGAUCGGGUCAAAAUUGUUGAAGAUGUAGAUGAUUACUGGUAUAAGGCGAAGCCGCUCGACUCCGUUUUCCGGUUUAUGGAGCCGGGCUUUGUGCCGAAGAGCUGUGUGCAA